Messenger RNA from Lottia gigantea (owl limpet), 2079 nucleotides. RefSeq lists its product as hypothetical. NCBI's taxonomy places the organism in Eukaryota, Metazoa, Mollusca, Gastropoda, Lottiidae. Gene Ontology annotation, biological process: mitotic DNA damage checkpoint signaling; protein phosphorylation. Gene Ontology annotation, molecular function: protein serine/threonine kinase activity; ATP binding; protein binding. The coding region runs from base 1 to 1479 and encodes 492 amino acids. The record is from RefSeq and is a predicted model, not a curated record. Gene Ontology annotation, cellular component: nucleus; cytoplasm. The transcript has 15 exons.
AUGGGAUGGAUUUUUCAACAAAAAAUAUUAUUUGUUAUUCUUAUAGAUCUAGAAAAAGAUGAGUAUACAUUUGGAAGAGGUGAAAACUGUGAUAUACCAUUUAAUGGCAACUCAUCCAAGAAAAACCAGUGUUUUCAGGCUUAUAGUAAAGUUCACUUUAAACUUGUCAGGCAAACAACAACAUCAGGUGUACAUGUAUUUAUUGAGGAUACUAGUAGUAAUGGUACGUUUGUUAAUGGCGAGAAAGUUGGCAAGGGAAAUAAACAAGUUCUUAGCAAUAACGAUGAAAUAGCACUGGCAAUGAAAAAAAAUAAAGCCUAUGUAUUUAUGGAUCUAUAUAGUAAUGAAAAUAAAGAUUUACCAGAAGAGCUAACAGAAAAAUAUACAUUAACCAGAGUUUUAGGAAGGGGUGCAUGUGGCGAAGUAAGAUUAGCUUUUGCUAAAGGCUCCUGUGAAAAGUUUGCAUGUAAAAUUGUCUCAAAGAAGAAAUUUUCUGUUGGAGGAAACACACCUAUUAGUAUGGCCUCACAAGUUAUGGGAGAAGUUAAAAUCUUAAAGGCUUUAAAACAUCCGUGUAUUAUUAAAAUAGAAGAGGUUAUUGAUACUAAAGAUGUUUUAUAUAUCGUCUUAGAACUUGUUGAUGGUGGUGAAUUAUUUGAUAGAGUUGUCAGUGUCAAUCAAUUCAGUGAACCUGUAGCUAAAUUAUUAUUCUAUCAAAUGGUAUCAGCUAUUAAGUAUUUACAUGAUCAAAAUAUAACUCACAGAGACUUGAAGCCUGAGAAUAUUUUGCUAUGUGGUGAAAAUAAUGAAACUUUAGUUAAGGUGACAGAUUUUGGAUUAUCUAAAUUUGUUGAUGGUGGAUCAUUAAUGAAGACAUUCUGUGGAACACCAACCUAUCUGGCACCAGAAAUAUUAGUCACUGCUGGCAGUGGUACCUAUACUAAAGCCAUUGAUAACUGGAGUUUAGGUGUUAUUCUAUUCAUAUUAUUAUCUGGCUACCCACCAUUCUCUGAUGAACGUAAAGACAUGGAUUUACCUAAACAGAUCAUGGGUGGCCAUUAUGAUUUCCCUAAGAAAUACUGGGAUAAUAUUUCAGAACAAGCUAUUGAUCUGAUAAAGAAAUUAAUGACAACUGAUCCAAAGAAAAGAAUAACAAUAAAUGAUGCCAUUCAACAUCCUUGGUUUAAGGAUGAUGAAAUGAAGACUAAAGCUAAUAAGUUAAUGUACCCACAAGCUGAUGGUAUGGUGCCACCUAUAUUAGUUUGGUUAUUGUACACAUUACUUACAAAUGAAUUUUAUUGUUCAGAAAAAAUAGCUGAAUUAAAGCUAGAAAUUAAUAUAGAUAUGAAGGCUGCCUCCAAAAAACAGGGAAAUCCUGGUAAGAAGCGACCAUUAGAAAGUACAGAAGAACUAACUAGUCCAACUAAACGUCAAAAUUCUGAUACUUCAAUCUCCCCUCCAGAUACUCCUACUAUAUAGUUCUGUUUAUCUUGGUAUUCUUACUACCUGAUCAAUUCAGCAACAUUACUUUUUAUUGUAAGCUUGCUUGAAUAAUAUAAUUAUGGAAUUGACAAAAAUAAGUGAAUAGUCAACAAGUUAUUAAAAGUGGAUCAAAGGACAAAAUUUUGGUUGAUGAUUAAAUUUGCAAUCCACAAGCAAUUGAUUUGUGGAAUAGAAUAAUGUUAAUUUUUUUGUGUCAUUGCUCUUAAUUAAGCGUUGGACACAUUUUUACGAAACUUUGUAUAUUGCUUAUAUUGAAAAGAUCUGGAUUUUGUUCCAUAAAAACUAUUUUUUUUAUUAUUGUGAAUGUUGGCUUUAUAAUGUAUUAGAGAAAUUUUUGUAAUUGCUGAAUCCUUUAAGUUCAUGGACAAAUUUUCCAGUUUUAUGCAUUUUAAUCGCUUGAUAUUUGAAUGGCAUUAAGCAUUGAUAGAUGAUUUUAUUAUACAGGUACAUAGUUUUUUAAGAAUUUUUGUUUGGCUUGUUCAUAACAGAAUUAAAGCAAUCUUCAACAUGGCAUUUGUAUGUAUAUAAGAGAAGUUUGUAUAUUUGUAUAUAGUUUUAAUAUUUUAUCAUAUUUUG